AUGCUUACAACUUUGCAUUUCACCUCUCAUGAAGAUUUCGCUGGGGCAAAUAAUUCAGAAAAGAAGCCUGAGCUGGAUCAUAAAAUUGUUUUCCUUGGAAACGCAAAAACUGGCAAGACAUCAAUUAUCUCUAGAUUUUUGCAUAACACUUUUUCUGAAGAGUACGCAUUCACAAUAGGUGCUGCUUAUACCAAAAAGGAAUAUUUAUAUUUAAACCAUGUUAUUAGGCUUUCUAUGUGAGAUACUGCAGGUGAAGAAAGAUAUAUGUCUUUGAUCCCUAUGUAUUUGCCAAAUUCUGAUGAAGUUGUUAUUGUAUUUGAUGUCACAAACAGAAAAAGCUUUGAGGAUAUUGAAAAUUGGAUUUCGUUUGUUAAUUCAGCAAUAAGAGACCCCAUGAUUUUUGUUGUUGGGAACAAAAUAGAAGAGGAUAGAGUGAUAAACUUUGAUGAAGCUCACCAGAAGUGCUCUGAAUUAGGCUGCUUUUAUUUUGAAGUGAGUGCGAAGUUCAAUGUUCAUGUACAAGAGCUGUUUUUGGUCAUGGCAAAAAAAACUAAAACUUCAAUUAAAAGUGGAAAAUUUGGAAAGAGGGACGAUGCUAUUAAUCUUAAUUAUCUAUAACACUUAACGUCCACUACGGGGUAGCCAACUCCAGAGCUGCCACCAUAUUUAUUCACGUGUCGGGCCCAGAAAUCGCUGGAUCGAUCCCUUUUGAUCGCCAAGGCACGAGUAAAUAAGGCGUCCCGGCUUCGACGGGCUUCGCUGCUGCCACAGCUUUGUUUCGACUCACCUCCUGCGCGUGCUCCGCCUGAGGGUCCAUCUCCCUUUGGAUGUGCUGAGGGGUAAAAACUCCAGAUCUUGAUUGCACUAAGGAGUAGUUCCUUUGGUUAUCCCCAAAGUUAAACCGCUAUUGCUGUGCAGAAGUUCUUGAGGUGAAAACCCAACCCUAUAAAUAAAAUUGCUUGAGUGAGAGAAAGUUAGCGGAGCUAACUUCGCUUGAGCGAAAGCCAUUUUAUUUAUGACAAUGCUAUUAAUCAAAUGUAA
Messenger RNA from Blepharisma stoltei, 1041 nucleotides. NCBI's taxonomy places the organism in Eukaryota, Ciliophora, Heterotrichea, Heterotrichida, Blepharismidae. The record is from the annotation of a GenBank genome assembly.